AUGUCUGUCAGAGGCUCCGAAUGGGUGGACGACGCAUCGCACGAGGGAUCCAUUGAAGGUCAUGAUGGGCCGUCGGAGAAACGUGCCAAUAAGAAGAGAAAGGUCUUGUCAUGCUACGCCUGCCGUAGUCGCAAGAUGAAGUGUGAUCGAGUUUAUCCAGUGUGUGGACGAUGCGAGAAAACUGGAAGAUCUGACCAGUGCGCAUAUGAUCCUCGACUGCUAGAGGAAUCAAUGAACGGACACACUGAAGGCGACAAUGGCCCGAUCGUACUGAGUGAUAACAGUGAGAACAGCGCGAAGAACCCAACGCAUGGAGACGCAGCUGCUAUGUCUCUGGAAUGGAAGAUGCGAUCGCAAGAGAGACGUAUUGAAAGUCUUGAACACAAACUCGCCGCUCAAGAUCCCAACAAUGAGCAUCUGCGGCAAGAACAUUUCAGCUCGGAAGUACCCAGCAUCCCGGAAGAGAUGGUCUUCAGAGGCAAAGGCUUCAAGACCUCCUUUCAUGGAGCCACAUCUAUAAUGAGUUCAAUUACACGUUACCGUCAGCUUCAAUCGUUCACGCGUGAGGCUCUGACUGUCGACCACCCGAUUAAGCAUAUCAAAACAGAUUUCAAGACGUUCCGAGAUCGCAAAAAGAGUUUUGCACACGGACAAAGGGGAAAGUUACAUGGGACCGACGAGGAAGUGCUUGCUGCUCUUCCCCAGAGGAGUGUAAUCGAAACGCAAGCCGUCAUUUACUUCCAGACUUGGGAGACAAGCUAUAAGAUCUUACACCAGCCAUCCUUCUGGGAUGAGUAUGGUCAGUUCUGGGAGCACUCACACACCAGCGAAAAUUCGACGAGUUUUGCCGUAAUCCUCCUCCUCAUUGUCGCAUCAACAAAAUGCGUGAACCAUAGGACCGACGUCUUUAUUGCUGACACCACGGUGGAUCGCCAAGCUGCCGCCGAACUCAUCGAUAUUUGUGACGCAUGGAUUGCUCAGCAGCCACGCAAGCGACCGACGCUGACAUUCUUCCAAGUACAUUGCUUAUCUCUGCUUGCCAAGCGGGCGAACUGUGUUAGAGUGAAGCAGGACUGGGUCAACUCGGGGGACCUUGUUCGUCUUGCUAUCGCAUCCGGAAUGCAUAGAGACCCUACUUUACUUGCUACAGGCAAGAUUUCCGACUUGAACAAAGAAAUGAAGAAACGACUUUGGGCCACUAUUGCCGAGCUCGAACUACAAUCUUCACUCGAAGCUGGUUUACAAUCUUCUCUCACCAGUCUUUACAUUGACACCCCAGCUCCGAUGAACGUAGACGACGAGUCACUCUCUAGGGAGCCCCCUCAAAUGCAAUUGGAGCAAUUCACAUCCGUGUCUUAUCUUGUAGCCUCCUACAAGUCGCUGCCACUUCGGAUACAGCUGGCUCAAUUACUCAACACGCCUACCAGCAAUCUUCAAUAUUCUGAUGUCCUGCACUAUGAUGCAUGUAUACACAAAGCCAUUGCGUCACUUCCUAAUUGGGAAGAGCGUCUUGCCCAGUUCGCAUCGGCCCUUCUACGACUACAACUUUGGCAGUAUCUAAUAAUGCUUCACAAACCGUAUGCAAAGCUAGCGCCAAAAGAUCCGCGCUAUGUGUACUCUUUCACCACAAUUAUUGACACAGCAAGCUCCAUUAUAGGAAUAUACCAAGAUAUGGACCCUAGCAGAGUCUUGGCGCUCAAUCAUUUUCGUAAUGAUGUUCUCAGAGUUGGCAUAACCAUCUCUCAAGUGAUAUACGCGAACUGCAAUCCGAUUGAGGUCAAAUCAGCAAUGUCUUUGAGCCGAGAUAUACACCCCAAAUUCGCUCAUUCGGAGAGCCAUUUCGCUGAUAUUCCAAUCCACGAACGGAACGGCCAACUGAGUGUCCCGCUGACUCUUGCAGUUUUGCCGACAAAACCAUCACUUUCUCGAACCUUGUGCCUCACAGCACUUGAACUACUCGAAAGCACAAGGGAAAUUUUCGAGCACAAAGUCAUGCGCCUUGGUACAGGAUAUAUGGAGUUUUGGCUUUUGUCUGCAGCAAUUGGCAUGCUACCAGCACCACCAUCUCCUUCUACAUCGAUUGCGUACGUCACACAUGCGAAGGAUGACAUCCCAGCAAGGUGUAAGAGGACGCUUGAUACGUUUACUGCUCUGGCGUUUCGUGUUUUGGCGCUUCAGAAGGAUGGCCAAACGAAUUUCUCAUCAACAUCAAUGCCCAGCAUCUCGCCGUCGGAGGCAAGGACACCGAAUGCGGCGGCAGGUAACGUUGCCGAUUCGAAUGGGACGACUCAGCCCACAGACCCUUCGAUUUAUAAUGGUGUACCCGAUCUUGGCCUAGGUGUGGUUUCAGGAGAUGCCUCGAAGGAUCUUGGAGGCCCUUUUGAUGUUCUGCAGGACAUGCAAGUCGACAUGAGCGGGUGGCCGUUUCCAGAUUUCUGGGAAUAUGACUUAGGCGGAGAUUACUGA
Molecule: messenger RNA, 2466 nt
Organism: Plenodomus lingam JN3
Lineage: Eukaryota; Fungi; Ascomycota; Dothideomycetes; Pleosporales; Leptosphaeriaceae
Biological process (GO): DNA-templated transcription; regulation of transcription by RNA polymerase II
Cellular component (GO): nucleus
Molecular function (GO): zinc ion binding; RNA polymerase II cis-regulatory region sequence-specific DNA binding; DNA-binding transcription activator activity, RNA polymerase II-specific
Source: RefSeq, a predicted model, not a curated record